This is a messenger RNA of Vicia villosa (hairy vetch), 3435 nucleotides long. RefSeq lists its product as uncharacterized. NCBI's taxonomy places the organism in Eukaryota, Viridiplantae, Streptophyta, Magnoliopsida, Fabales, Fabaceae. The record is from RefSeq and is a predicted model, not a curated record. The transcript has 6 exons. Bases 1 to 3435 code for a protein of 1144 amino acids.
AUGAACUGCAAAAGAAAGGAAAAAGGUUGCGUAAAGGGGUCUGAAACUUUGCAGAAGCAGGACAAAGGCGUUUUUAUUCCUACUGGUAGAAGGUUUGUUGCUCGAAAAUCAUCUAAAGCUAAUUCAGAGCCUAUACCAGUUGAAGAGGUUGGCACUGAAGGAGAUGGGCACACUCAAGCUAAUUUGGUGGAUACAACAAAGAAAAUACACAAGGUCAUUACUAAUGUGGUGAAUGAAAAUACAAUUCUUGUAACUAUUCUACAACCUUCUAAUUUGAAAUUGGAGAAUACCAACCUGGUCUUAAUCCCUCAACCUCAGCAUUCUGAUAAGGAAGUCGAGGUUUCCUCAGAGAGUGAGUUUGUAGAUGCCACACAAUUGGUAGAUUUUGUGCCUGAAACUCAACUUGAGGCAAGGCAUAAGAAACAAGUCACAGACUUUUGGAAGAAAGUUUGGGAUAACAUGGCUGAUCAUGAAGACACUGGAGUGGAUCUGCUCAGCAGAAGGAUUUCCAACUUGGGACUUGCCAAUAACUCUUCUAGACUGGCUCUAAGAAAACUGAUUCAAAAUAACUCUCCUAAUUUUGUUUUCAUUGUUGAACCAUGGAUGGGUUUUUCUAAAUUCCCUCAAACUUGGUGGCUCAGAAUAAACCUAUGGCAGAACCUCCACAACCUUAUAUCAAAUAACAAGAUUCCUUGGUCCUUUAUUGAUGAUUUUAAUGCUAUUAUCAGUGCUGAGGAAUAUAGAGAGGUUGAGAAUGUUCGGAAGGAUAUUCAACAUACCAUUAGUGUGUCUGGUUAUACUCAGUGCCUCCAGGUGAGGGAGGCCAAGGACCAACAUGAGCUUGAGAAAGCUCUUAUUCUUGAGGAGUUUGAUAAAGAGAAAGCUAAUAUGAAGUGGCACACUGAUGGAGACAGAAAUACUAGAUUUUUCCACACCUAUGCCAGGAUUAAAAGAAAGAAUAAUAUGAUUUCGUCUUUGAAUUUUAAUGAUGUGGUGACCACUGACCACAAUAUCAUUGAAAACCACCUGGUUAAACACUUCACCAAUUUGUUCAAUAAAUUAGUUAAAAAGGACACUAAUGCUUUGCUGACUUUAAUUCCUAGUGCUGAGGAAAUUCACAAUGUUGUUAGGAAUUUAAAAUCUGACUCUGCUCCUUGUAUGGAUGACUUUGGAUCUAUUUUCCUCCAUAAAUAUUGGAACAUCAUUAAGGAGGAUGUUACUAAGGUUGUCACUCAGUUCUUCCUGCAAGAUUGGCUGCUCCUUAAUUAUAACUCUAACACCAUCAUCCUUAUCCCUAAGAACCGAAAGCUGGUCAAGUCUAUCUCUUCGGCUUUCAUUGCCCUUAUUCCCAAAAAUCAAAAUCCCCAAGAUUUAUCCGAAUACAGGCCGAUUUGCUUGGUUGGGAGUCUUUACAAAAUCCUUUCGAAGAUGCUGGUAGCUAGGAUCAAAAAAGUGUUGGGAAGUCUUAUUUCGUGUAAUCAAUCAGCGUUUGUGCCCGGAAGGAAUAUGCUGGAUGGUGUCUUGAUGGUAAACGAAGUAAUUGACUGGGCAAAACGGAAUAAGUUAGGUUGUCUUCUUCUGAAAGUCGAUUUCGAGAAAGCCUAUCAUUCUUUAUCGUGGAAUUUUCUUAGAGAUUUGUUGGUGAGGAUGGGAUUUGGCAAGAGGUGGUUGAUGUGGAUGGAUGCGUGUAUUUUUUCAAGUCAUUUGUCUGUGCUUGUUAACGGGAGUGCCACUCAAGAUUUUAAGGUCCACAGAGGGUUGCGUCAAGGAGACCCGUUGUCCCCGUUCCUCUUUAUGAUAGCAAUGGAAGCCCUUACAGCAAUGGUUAGAAAUUCUGUUGAGGGAGGAAAUUUCAAACCGUUCCAGCUUGGGAAUGACGAGGGCGUGGACAUACUUCAGUUUGCUGACGACACCGUGAUUUUUGGGGAAGCGUCUACAGCAAAUUUGUGGAAUCUGAAAGUUAUUCUGCGAGGUUUUGAGUUAAUUUCAGGUCUGAAAAUUAACUUUUCUAAAAGCAGAAUUAUGGGAGUAAAUGUGGGAGAUUGGAUCCUGGAUGCGGCUACAAAGUUCCUAGCUUGCAAGAGAGGUAAUUUUCCUUUUUUGUUCCUUGGAAUAAUGGUGGGAGUUAAUCCUAGAAAUAAAAAGGUGUGGUCUAAAGUCCUUGAUAAUUUUAAGAAAAGGUUGGAUACUUGGAAGGGUCGGAAUAUAUCUAUCGGAGGUCAGGUGACGCUCAUUAACGCGGUGCUAAAUGCUAUUCCUUCUUUUACGUCAAAGGAUAAAGGGGGUUUGGGAGUUAGAGACGUCGGAGAAUUCAAUAGAGCGCUUCUUCUAAAGUGGAAAUGGAGGUUUUUGAAGGACGAUGGGGCUGUGUGGAAGAGUUUUGUGAAGUGGAGGUACAAUAAUUUUAGGCUAAAGGUGUUCCUGCCAGCGGGGGAAGGGUCUAAUGUGAAAGACUCGAUUUGGUGGCGUGAUGUUCUUUCCAUAGAUAUUUUCAGGGACAACGCGGAAGAAGGUUUCAGCUCCUGCGUUCAAUGCACGGCAAACAAUGGCGCAAGCAUUUCCUUUUGGUACAGUAUUUGGUUGGGAAAUCAAUCGCUCCGAACUUCUAUCUCGGAUUUGUUUGAUCUCUCAACCAAAAGAUAUGCAUCAGUUGGGGAUAUUGUGGAGUGGGAUAAUGGUACUCAAAGGUGGAAGUUUGAAUCUCUGUUCGAUUCUGUUUUUCUGUUUCAGGUUUUAAACUCAGAGGGAGGGCUGCAAUCGGCUAACUGGAAGAGGUUUUUGGAUAUGGUAAAAUCGUGUUUGCUGGUUCCUUCUGCUGAGGAUGGUUUCGAGUGGAUUCCCAUCCAUGAAGGUGUUUUUUCAGUAGCCAGCGUGGCUGUUUUACUUGAGGAGCAUAAGGAGCCAGCUUGGGGUACUGUCAUUAAUAGGAGACUGAGCACCAUGUGGAAAUCGUCUGUACCGCUAAAAAUUAAAAUUUUUGCUUGGAGGUUGUUGAUUUCUAGGCUGCCCUUGAAAGAUAUGUUGCUCCGUAGAGGUUUGGUAGCGAACACCAUAGAUCCUAAAUGCCCCUUUUGUGACAGCCUUGAGGAAUCCUUGGAACACUUGUUCUUCUUGUGCCAAAUUUCUAAGAAUAUAUGGGAAAAGGUUCUUCAGUGGAUUGGUUUUAGCUCAGGCUUUUUAAGGGAGGCGCUUUUGGGUCUAGAUGAUAUUCAAUUCAAGGUGUCAAAAUCAAGUAACUGGGAUAAAGUUAAUAUUAUUUGGUUGGCGACUACUUGGAGUUUAUGGCUUAUGAGGAAUGACAAUGUAUUCAACAACGAACCUUUUAGUUUUGAGACGGUGUUUAACAGAAUUGUGUUCCUGUCGUGGCGGUGGUCGGAGAGUAGUGUUUUGUUUCCUAGAACUAGUUUCUACGAUUGGUAUAAGUUACCAAUUUAG